This is a messenger RNA of Eurytemora carolleeae, 835 nucleotides long. RefSeq lists its product as uncharacterized. The coding region runs from base 55 to 810 and encodes 251 amino acids. Lineage: Eukaryota; Metazoa; Arthropoda; Copepoda; Calanoida; Temoridae. The record is from RefSeq and is a predicted model, not a curated record. The transcript is spliced from 2 exons.
GAUAAGAAUCCAUAUAAAAUAUCCGAACUACUUUCACCUUGUCAGAACUGCACAAUGCUCAAAGCUUUGAUUUUCCUGGCUCUUCUUUUCAAUUCAACAUCAGCAGAAGAUGGAGCUAGCCAGGACUGGAUGUUUGACUUUGCAAAGGCAAGAAUCCCUUUAUUAAGGUUUGAUGGAAGCGCCAAAGGACACUGUUUUCCGGACUUAGCAUCAGAUCAAAGCAAUGGUAUAUGCAGAGAAUUCAAUGAGUUUGCUCCCCUUUAUUAUGACUUUGUGGAAUGUGGAGAUUAUGCCAAGUUGGUUUGGUGGAUUUGGUAUGGUUGGCAGGGGGAGUGUAUUUUGGGUGGUGGAAGUCAUGACAAUGAUUGGGAGCACAUCACUGUCAACUUUAUCAAGAACAGCGGCUCUUGGGAGCAGGACUCAGUCACGUGGUUUCAACACAGUGGCUGGUAUACGAGAGACGUAAAGGACACCCAUCCUAAUAUUUAUGUUGGAAAGAAUGCUCAUGGUAGCUAUGACAACUGGUGUGAUGGAGUAGGAUUUAUCUGGGAGCAGGAUUAUUGUCAAGGAGGCUGUCUAUACUGGGAUGAUUACAGGAAUGACAAUGCUAACACUAGAUGGACCCCUACUAACAUACGCCAUGUGUCAACAGUUAAAGGAGAUGUCGCUAAGAGAAUCACUGGUGUCAAGUACUUCAAUGAUGAAAAGCUUCAUAGCUGUAUUGGUGAUGAUAUCAGAUGUGCUUCUACAAGUCCUUGUGGUUGCUGGAGGAAUAAUCAUAAGUUCCCAGCUCCAGUUUGUAAUGUUUAAAAUUGAAGAAAUAUGUGAUAAUUUU